Messenger RNA from Helobdella robusta, 1410 nucleotides. RefSeq lists its product as hypothetical. Lineage: Eukaryota; Metazoa; Annelida; Clitellata; Rhynchobdellida; Glossiphoniidae. The transcript has 5 exons. The record is from RefSeq and is a predicted model, not a curated record. The coding region runs from base 1 to 1020 and encodes 339 amino acids.
AUGAAGAAUAAGCUUAUUUUUCUAAUAAUCAUCAGCAUUAUCAACAACAUCAGUAACAACAACAUCAACAACAACAACAUCAACAACAACAUCAACAACCACAUCAACAAUAAUGAUGUUGAUAAUAUUUAUAACAACAAUAACAACGACGAUGCGCAUGACGAAGAAAACAACUAUAACCCUGAACAUCAACAUCAACAAAAACAACAACAGCCUCAACAACAUCAACAGCAGCAACGACAAUUACAACCAUUACAUUACGAGGUAGAUAGCGUAGCUCUACUGCAUAUGUGCUCUGGAAAUUUUUUACAAGUUUCAAAUGGCGGGAAGAAUGGCGAAAAAUACGUCAUCAAUGCUAAAUCGAAUGUGAACAAUGAAAAUACAUUGUUCACGGUGAGAUACUUAGGGAAGAAUAUUCCUCUUUCUCCUUAUCUUCUUCAUCGUCAUAAGAUGCUAUCGAGUCCAAUUGUGCAGCUGCAGCACAAGAAAACUGGACUGUGCGUCUGCUUCGGUCUGAAUGGCAAACUCACAUUAAAGAAACUGACAGGCGAACCAUCACCGAACUGUUUAUUGAAGGAGGAGUUUCAUAUGAACCCGGCAGCGAGAACAUACACAUCUCUCCUCAGCGACAACUGGCACUUGAGGUUCAACAACGAAGGUUCUAAAAUAAACCCGCAUCGACAACAUCGCGACAAUACUUUGCUAAGACCAACUCCAACAAAUACCGGCUUCAAAAAGAGCGAUGGCAACGUUUAUUACGGUAACUAUAUCGAUUCGGAUGCUCUCGAUAACUACUAUAGAUACGAAUAUAAAAGGAAAAAAACAAAAAAAAAUUCAACUGCCCAUGACAACGACAGCCACAGUCUAGUCGAAAGAUCGUUUAAUAAUGAAGAUCAAACCGUACCGAAGGAAUGCAACUAUUUCAAGCUAAUCAAUCCACCCAAAGCAUUAUCCGACGCCGAUAAGAAUGUGCAAUAUUUCCUAACGAGGCUGAACAACCACAACCGACCGACUCGAUAAUUAUUUAUUAUAAUUCGAUUAUAACCGUUUAAUAAUCGACCGAAUACUGGAAAGGGUUGAAUAACUGGAUAAACCAGAAUGAAUUUUUUGAAUUGGUAGAUCGUAACACCGAUCGGUACUUAAUAUCUACAAUAAGGAAUUUGCUGGAAAUUCUCUAUUAAAAGUAAAAUGGAGUGAGUCGUAUUAUAUCUUCAACAUGGUUGAUAUGAUGAAACAAAUUGCAAUUAUGAAAAUGUAAAUAUGUAUGUAAGUGAACGUAAAUUGUAGGAAACAAUCGAUUAAUUAAUUAAUUAGUUUAUUUAUAUAUUCAUUCAUCCAUAAUUAAUUUAUUUGUAAAUAAGUUCAAUUUGAAAUGUUAUUUUCAAAUAAAUCGAGAAUAAAGUUCUUUCC